Messenger RNA from Saccharomycopsis crataegensis, 297 nucleotides. RefSeq lists its product as uncharacterized. The transcript has a single exon. The coding region runs from base 1 to 297 and encodes 98 amino acids. The record is from RefSeq and is a predicted model, not a curated record. NCBI's taxonomy places the organism in Eukaryota, Fungi, Ascomycota, Saccharomycetes, Ascoideales, Saccharomycopsidaceae.
AUGUUUGGAGCUGAUGAGAACACAAACUCAGAAAGAACACAGGAAUCUGAAAUGACAAUGUUUGAUGAUGAGUAUCUUCAGUUCAUCAGCAAAUGCACUUCACCACCACCACACAAUCACACCAACUUCGAUGAUUGUGAAGCUUUGAUGAGCAUUAAGGACACUGAGAAGUUCUCAGGGAAAGUUGGAAGACUAUCUUCAAACGUCGAUGGUUGGGUCGAUUAUCUUCAAGUCAUCACAAUCAUCAUAGCCAUUGCCGUUCUCUUAAUAACCACCCAUUUGAUUUCCCAAAGGUAA